Linepithema humile (Argentine ant) is the source of this 3642-nucleotide messenger RNA. RefSeq lists its product as uncharacterized. NCBI's taxonomy places the organism in Eukaryota, Metazoa, Arthropoda, Insecta, Hymenoptera, Formicidae. Gene Ontology annotation, molecular function: RNA polymerase II cis-regulatory region sequence-specific DNA binding; DNA-binding transcription factor activity, RNA polymerase II-specific. Gene Ontology annotation, biological process: regulation of transcription by RNA polymerase II. The record is from RefSeq and is a predicted model, not a curated record.
CGAGUCGCACGCACGGCCAUUUUCUCUUUUGGUGGUUCGGUGCGGUGGUAUACGGCGGCGGCGACGGUCUCGCGCCACUCGUAUCGACUAAGUAUCGAGGUGGGGAAAGAGAGGUGAGAGUAAAGAUGGUGUUUCGCGUCCCUUCGCGUUGUGCCCAUCCCCUUGACAAUCGACUGCCCCUCCGCGCGCGCGCGCGCGCCCUUCUCCGUGCUCCGCGAUUCUGUCUCCAUUGGUCGGUUUUUUUUUAAUAUUACCACUUCUUUUUUUAUUCCUUUUCGUCGGCGUAUUUUUGAGCGCGCGGCUCGGCGGAUCGUUUCGCUCGUCAUAACGAAUAAAGGGGUGCAUGAAUUCUACUGACGGUCUGCAAUGAAUUUCCCGCCGUUCGGAGGUCAUUUCCCCAGCACGAUACCGAGUAUCCAUCAGUUCGCGACCGACAGCUCCAGCGGUGCGGGUGCGCGUUACGCUAAUCAUUUUCCCAACCAGCCUCCGAUCGGAGUGCCGGUUAUGGGAAAGUACCGUCCCGAGAACAACAGCGUGCAAUCCGCUCAAUCGCAAGUGAUGAUGAACAAUAAGACCAAUUAUUCCAACAGUAAUGUUCAUCAUUAUCCGAAUGUGCCGUAUUCUCAGGCCCAGUCUGUUCAACAACGGCCCGCCAACUCGCCUGGAAUGCAAGAAAAACGCUCAUAUCAUCAGCAAUCCACGGAAACUAUAAAUCAACAAGACGUUUGCAAUCUCCUUCAGGAUAAGGACAAGAACAAGGAAAAGAAAGCGGAGGAACAACGUAAUGGCGUUGAGACUGCCACAAACGGUACUCAACACGAUUACACGAUGCAUCAACAUCAUCAGCAGCACGCUCAUACGCAAACACCAGCUACUAUGCCUGCUACAUGGCAGUCUCUCGCCACUCCUGGAUCCACCGUGGCCGAUUAUCUCAGUCAUUUGCCAGCUAGUACUUUACCACUAAGCUUGCACCACUUUCUCAAAUAUUCCGCCGAAAGUAUCAAAAAGGAGUCGGAAAUGGCGCAAACGACCUCGGUGGCUGUGGCGACUACAACAACGCCUAACAUAAUGAUGUCUCCGAAUAAUAAAAAAAAGAAAAAGAAGAAGACGCCGAAGGAGAAGAAGCCGCGUCCGAAACCCGGCGAAAUUCGUCUCACGACGGCAUUGGACGGUUCGACGUUGUAUUGCUGCCCAGAGUGUCAUAUGGCGUAUCCGGAACGAGAAUUGUUGGAGCAGCAUCUUUUGGGUCACACCUUAGAAAGAAGAUUCGUCUGCGACAUAUGCGGUGCUGGCUUGAAGCGAAAAGACCAUCUUACACGUCAUAAACAGAGCCACAAUCCUGAGCGACCUUAUGUUUGCACUGUUUGCUUGAAGGCUUUUAAGAGAAAGGAACAAUUGACGUUACAUUUUGUAAUACAUUCCGGUGAGAAGCGGCACGUGUGCACCGAAUGCGGCAAAGGAUUUUAUCGGAAAGAUCAUUUACGAAAACACACCAGAAGUCACAUCGCGAGAAGAGUGAAAGCUGAAUUAAGUCAAAACGCCGGUACACAACAGAAUCAACAACAAAACAACGUUUCGAGUAUGCAAACAACAACCGUUUCGGCGUCGUCUGUUCUUCCAGGCGGGCAUCCGGGUCCUCUCCUGUCCUGAGCCCCGCCACCAGGGAACUUUCAGGUUCCCCAUCCAAACAAUAUUCUUCACACGCAUACUUCGCAUCAUUCAUUGCAUCAUCAUCAUCAUCUUACGGCGGUUAAUGUAGCGCAUCAAUCGAGCGUCACGCCGCUCGCUACAUCUGGUCAUUAUCAGUCGCACGAGCUUAGCUUUUUGGGACACGUCAAAGAUUUCUGAGAUAAGGAGAAGACCUCGACGAAGAGGUAACACCAAAAUGUGAACUGAUCGUCGUCAUUGUCGUCAUCGUCGAUGACUAGCUCUGACUGACCCAUGAUUUGGAUUUAGUGAGUUUUAUAUAAUUGUAUUUGCAUUAAUUACGUGCUUCAAAGCUUCCUAUGUCUCGUCUUGCCGAUACAAUAGGAAUGCCUAUGUCAUUCCUUUUCUAUAAAUCUUCUAUAAGUUAUUCUACUUAACGACUUGUUAUAUUUGUCCUGUAAUUUUCGUUGCCAGUAUUAUUCUCACCAUAAAGUUGCUAUACAUCAAGAGACGCGGUAGAGUCUCGCGUCAAAUAUAAUAUAUAAUGUAGCAUAUAGCAACAGCUUCGCGAGAUGUUAAAACGUAUCUUUUAAAGAGAAAAAAAGCUUUUUUUCGAAAUAAUAGUAUAUAAGGGAUAAAACAGAGACAUAGAAGCUAUAUGCUCUUUGUAGCACAAACAAAAGUACACAUGUGGGAGAAAAAUAUUAAUUUUCCACAGGAACUCUAGAGUAGAAGUUUGACUAUAAGUCAAAGAUUCUUGCCAUACGUCGUGAACGACGAGGAAAAAAGAUAUUUUUAUGAAAAGUCAGUGUUAAUGUAGAAAGUAAGCUGAUAAAUGAGAGAGAGAGAAAGAGAGAGAGCGCAAGAGCGAGAGAGAGAAAGAACGACACUUCUUUAUUUUUUUUUAAUAUCAUCGCGUUAAAAUUUUACGUGGAUUUCAUGAUUUUCGGUGGUGGUUGUGAAUGUUUUUAUCAUUUCUUGUUGAAUGACAUUACAAGUGCAAAUAGUGUAAAGGGAAUAGAAAUUACGCAUAGUGAUAUUCCUAAUAAUGUAGAUGACGAGUCGGUCCACCGAUUAAAAAACAAUGUCUUUCGUUUUCCUAAAGCAUGCCAUUCACUCGACUUUUUAAUGUGCAUCCAAAGGAUAACUUAUAUUAAAUUAUAAAAUUUUACGGCUAUGCCCUGUAUUGAAGAACUGGCAAAUACGUAACAAUAUUUCGCGGUAAAAAUUAUAUUUUAUUUCGUUAAAACUUUUUGUUCCUUUUAUGUAUAAAGUUGAUAGUAUUUUAUAUUUUACGAUAUAGUACCUAAAUUUUUAUAUUACUAUUGUAUACAUUGUAUAUAUGCCGAGUACUUUUAACUUAGCUCGACCAUCUGAAAUGUCUCUGUUAUUUUUAAUGCUGUGCAAAAAAUGAGUAAGGAAAGAAAUUAUUUGACUCGACAUCCUUACUUGAAUACUUCAGAAGAUAUUCUGCAUGGUCAAGUUAGAUGAAACAUCUCGUAUACAAUAUAUACAUUACGCACGAUUUAUGUAUAACAUUUGCAUGGGAGCAUUAUUCGCCCAGAUUGGUUCGGGGUCAAAAAUGCGUCGUUACGUCUCAAUCGCAACUUAUCGUACUGAAUAUUUGUCUUGCAAAAGCUUGAUUAGCCUUUAUAAUUUUUAUAUGACUUUUUUACAUUGUUUUUAUAAAUAUUUUUCGUUGGACUUCUUAUAUUCGUUACAUUCGUUGAGUACUGAUUAUAUAUAUAUAUAAGAUUUAUUUCAUAGAUACAACGUAUAUUAUGGUUUUUUAAACUGUGAACUAUUUUUUAAUGUUUUAUAUACUUAUCCACUUAUCGCAAAUUUUCACGGACUGUGAUUGUUUUCGACAGAGGGUAUCUGCUAUAAUAAUCAAACUGCCCUUUAAGUUUAUAUGCUUUGGCCUUAUUUUGAUAUUAAUGUUUGUGCCAUCGUUUUUAAAUUUAUUUUUUAAGAUUUUUUUCUUGCCAUGCUGAU